GAGGUGAUAGGUGAUACGGGAGGUGACAAGUUGUUUAUAUUUUAUCGUGAAAUAAUUUAUUCUGAAAUAAUGAUUAUCUAGUCUUUGCAAGAAUUCGAAAAUGGAGAAUUAAUCAAUAGAUUUUUUUCUGAUUUUUUUUGUACAGUUAUAUCGGUGGCUUUUCGGCUGAGUGGUAAUAUUUACUCUUCGUUAUACGUGAAUUUUUGUGUGUCAAUAAUGGCCGCCUGAAAAAUUUUACAUUUUCCAGUCAAAUCAGUAGAUGUAAAAAAACACGAACUAUCCAUCGAAAAACAACUGGAAACAUGUGAUGUGUUUGAAUAUUCAGUUCAGUUAAUUUAUGGUGAAUCAGUAUUUUCAUUGAAAGAUCAAAAUGGCAGAAAGCAAUAACCAGAGAGCCCCAAAGAUUAUGGUGUUCCGUCCCACAUGGGAAGAAUUCAAAGAUUUUUCCACUUACAUAAAACACAUGGAGUCUAAAGGGGCACACAAAGCUGGACUAGCAAAGGUAAUACCCCCACCUGAAUGGGUGCCCCGAAAAUCAGGUUACAAUGUAGAGGAUCUUGAUAUCAGCAUCCCAUCUCCAAUUUGCCAAGUUGUCACUGGCAAACAAGGACUAUACCAACAGAUAAACAUACAAAAAAAGGCCAUGACUGUGAAACAAUACCAGGAGCUAGCUAAUUCAGAGCGCUAUGCCACUCCCAGGCAUUUUGAUUAUGAGGAUUUGGAGAGGAAGUAUUGGAAAAAUAUUACAUAUGUUGCUCCUAUUUAUGGAGCUGAUGUUUCUGGCAGCAUAACAGACAGUGAUGUUGAUGAGUGGAAUAUUAAUAAACUUGGUACCAUACUUGACUUGGUGAAUGAAGACUAUGGUAUAUCUAUUGAGGGUGUUAACACUGCUUAUUUGUACUUUGGUAUGUGGAAGACCACUUUUGCAUGGCAUACUGAAGAUAUGGAUUUGUAUUCCAUAAAUUACUUGCAUUUUGGAGCUCCAAAAACAUGGUAUGCUAUACCACCAGAGCAUGGCAGAAGGUUAGAAAGGCUUGCCAAUGGUUUUUUUCCUGGUUCCUAUAAAACUUGCCAAGCAUUUUUGAGACAUAAAAUGACUCUGAUAUCUCCACAAAUAUUGAAGCAGUAUUCUAUUCCUUAUAACAAGAUCACUCAAGAAUCUGGAGAAAUAAUGAUCACUUUUCCAUAUGGAUAUCAUGCUGGUUUCAACCAUGGUUUUAACUGUGCUGAGUCAACAAAUUUUGCACAAGAAAGAUGGAUAGAAUAUGGAAAAAGGGCUUCACAAUGUACAUGUAGUAAAGACAUGGUCAAAAUAUCUAUGGACACAUUUGUGAAGAGGUUCCAAUCAGAUAGGUAUGAAAUGUGGUUGAGAGGAGAAGAUGUUGGGCCCCAUCCAGAAGAACCAGACAGAAAGGUUGCUGCUCCUCUGCCCAUGCCUCAGGACAUCUUGUGCAACAAAAACAACCCCUCUUUGCCCCUGAGUUAUUUGGAGGUGCCCAAGAAGGGUGCUAAGAAAGGAGGGGGAGGAAGAAUGGGUUAUAGCCAUUUGAACAUGACAGAGUUCCCCACUUCCCUGCAACUGGAAUUGAUGGAAGAGGACAACUUGCCCUAUGGGUCAGAUGACCUACCGCCGGACGAACAACAGCUGGAAGUUCUCGAAGAUAUUUGGCUCAAGGCAGGAGAAAUUGAAGCGGAAGACGCGACGAUAUGCGACGCUGGCUACAACGUGAAGAAGAGCCGGAAGUACUUCCAGAAGAAGAAGCGCCAGAAGCAGAAGGCUAAACGGCGGUCGGACGACGAUCCGGGAUGGCGGCCGAAAAAGGGCGAGGACUAUUCCACCGACGAGCUGACAGGCCUUUACGCCGCCUGCGACAGAAAGGACAAGAAGGUGUGCGGCAAAAUCGUGAAGCCGAUCGAAGAGCAGGUUUACAAGGCGGAAUUGGUGAAAUCUCUAUUGGCCCAGGAGACAGAUAAGAUAUUGAAGCACAAGAAAAAGCACAAGCACAAGGAGAGGAACCAUGAACAUAAGAAGCAUAAAAAAGGCAAACAGCGAGAGGGAGAAACGACCGCUACGACCCUUCCUGUUCAUCCGGAAUCGAUCAAAUCGGAGGACCCGGAGGAUUCUAGUCCGGAGGUGAAGCAAGAAAUCGACAGCAUAAUACGUGCUGCUGCCGAGGAACACGAACAAGCCCUACUCAACGAAUCCGAACCACCCAACCGACUAGAUUCUCCCAAUCUAAUCCAACUACCUCCAGCCCCCAAAACCGAUUUGAAAUCGUACAGGCGACAAAAGGAAAAACCGAAACUGAGCACCGUAGAAACGAUAAAAACGUCCAAAGGCAUCAUCACCGUUGUGGGCUCGCACCCGAUGCAGAUUAAACCGAAAACGGAAGUCAAUAAACCCGCGAACCCUUUCGAAAAUCAAUUCUUGAGUUUCCUGAACACUCCUCGAUACGUACCCGAGAAGAAAUCGACGAAAACGAAAGUAUUCAAAACUAAACCUACCAUUUCCGAGACCAUCUCAUCUUUACCAAAGGACAUUAAAAUAUAUUCUAAUAGGAAACCGUCUAGUAGCGCAGUCGGUACCGCACCAGAGACUACGCAAUCUCUUCCAGUCACACUAAACGAUCUUCUUUCUUCACCUCUGCAACCUCAACCAACUCUGACGAAGUCAGAGUCAUCGAUCAAGUCGGAGUCUUCUUCGCUUCCAUCACCUUCCCCCCAAUCGCCGGCCAGUGCUAAUAAUGUCAUCGUUCAACGAAUGCCGGAGCUGACCGUCCCGGAACCGUUUACCUCUCACGAGCAAAUGCCAAGGCUCGAUUCACCCGUCGCCACACAGGCCAUUAUCAAAGCUAGUGCCCCACCCGUGAAAACCGAAACGUUGAUGCCUAGUCUGGAAAAAGUAGAACCGAAACCAUCGCCACCCAAAAAAUACAAACCCAAUCUCAUUUGGAGCAACCAGAACUUUUACAGGGUCAACAGAUGUGAAGAAACCAUCUACACCAACCAAGACAGGUUCUAUCCCAUGAGCCACACGCCUAUAAUCUUCGACAAGGAACCGGAAAAGAAAGUCAUAGUUGAAACGAUAAAAACAGACUUCUUGGACAGCAUAACGGCUUUGGAAACGGAUGAAUUCGUAGUGCCUCCAGCGGUGAAGGAAGAAGAAUGCGUUAGCCUGUCGGACAUAGAAACUGACUCGUGCGGUUCCUCUUGCUCUUGUCCAUGUUCGAACUCGUCUUGCUCAGACUCAUCUUGUUCGGGUUGCUCGAAUUGUUCCACUUGCCAAAGCGAUACCGAGUCGGAACGAGAAGAAGAGAUUUACCGGAGCGAUACGUCGAGUUACAAUCCCAGCGACAGCAAUUAUUCCUCGUCGUCCUCUGACGAUGACUAUGAUAACAAAAGAGGUCGGAGAUAUGUGGCCGUGUCCAAUCCGAAAUGCGAGCUCAGCCGUCGGGAAUCUGUCAAUAAUAACGGAAAACAUGUGUAUGUUACAGACGAGGAGACGAAGGAAAACGUGGGGCGAUGCAAAGCAGCCCGCAAAACAGGUAGGCAAAACGACAAGAUGUCUUCGGCUAAGGCGAAAAGGUUUCUGAAGGUCUUCAAAAUGUUCGAGAAUAACAAAAACAACAACAACAACAACUACAGCGUGAAAAAGGGCAGCCCCAAACAGGUAAAGUCUUCGCCGCGGCCUUACCUCUCCGAAAUCAUCAUGGGAGUUAGGAAGAAAGGUCGACCGCCUGCUAACUAUCAAAGUCAAUUUACGCUCAUCAAAAAAAUGUUGAACGAUUUCAAGAACCGUUCGGAGUCGGUGCCGAGCAAGGUGGACGGUUCGUUGAGCGAGCAUUUGUCGUUGAAAAAAGCCAACCUAACUCCCGUGGAGUGUUACGUCAAAGCGCAAGACGUUUUGAGCAAUUUCAGCAAAGAGAUACAGGAGUAUCUGCAUUCCGGCCUCACUUUAUUCAAUGUCAGUUCUCUUCCCAUAGCCAGAAGUUGCGAUGUGAAGAAAUCUGUGGUGAGGAAUAGCAAGGAGGCUAGAAGGAAGGCGGAAAGUGACAAUGAUGAGGCGAGGUACCUCGCGAUCAAAUUGGAUCAAGUUGUGUGGGCGCGACAUAAAAACGGCAGGUACUAUCACGCACGAGUGGUCGACAUUAAGGUCGAUUCGCAGAUGUGCGUCUUCUUUCCCGAAGACCAGAGUUUCUCGAAGGAUAUUCGGAUGAGCGACGUCGUCGAUUUCGAGACGAUGGACGCACCAGAAAUCGGACAAAGACUCCAGAUACGGUAUUAUUCGAAGAUGAAACUAAGAGCCAUCUCCACAGAGAUUUUGUCUAUGGUUUGAAAGAAUCCAUACCAAAGCGAAUACUCUCAAAAUUGUCUUAUGCUAGUGAUAUGCAAAACCGUGAACACCUCUAUGAUUUAGAAAGGCCUUUGCCAGAGAAGCGGCCGGUGAAGCGGAAAGUAUUCAAAGAUGGCGACAAAUAGUUUUAGCUGUAAUUUUAUUAACUUUUGUUUGAAGACUGAAUUUCGGAAAUAGUUUGUACGUCUUUUUUACAAAAUUCACGUGAUAUGGUGAAAGGACGUAUAAUUGUAGUCCCUACGUCAUUUUUUUUUCCACAAAAUUGAUUUCAUUCUCUAUUUUUAAUGUAAUUUGAAUUUGUGACAUCAUCAAGGGUGAGAUAAAUUGAACCGCAUUUUUGUCUACUUGGGUCACAUUUUAUUAAUUUUUAGUCUUCUAAUUGUGUGUGUGAUAAAAAUUGUAUUUAUUUCAUUUUCGUAUGUAAAUACAAAUACAUAUAUUAUUUUUUCUUGAUUCUCUGUAAAAAAAUAUUAUUGUAACAUAGAGAUCACAAAUUAUGUCUGAAAUAUUGAGUUUAAUUGAUAAUAAAAAAAUAUGUUCACCU
Messenger RNA from Phaedon cochleariae (mustard beetle), 4898 nucleotides. Lineage: Eukaryota; Metazoa; Arthropoda; Insecta; Coleoptera; Chrysomelidae. The record is from the annotation of a GenBank genome assembly.